Molecule: messenger RNA, 690 nt
Organism: Symbiodinium sp. CCMP2456
Lineage: Eukaryota; Dinophyceae; Suessiales; Symbiodiniaceae
Source: the annotation of a GenBank genome assembly
AUGGAGGCGAAGCAACUUUGGGAGCCUCGGCCGCAUCGGAGCGCAACUCAGCAAGCCAAGGGAGUUUUUUGUCACUUUCCGCACAACUUUGCUGAGGAUGCCGGGGCCUACACCAGCGCGAGCAAAGGCAGUCCAUCCACGCCAGGUGGCAGCGAGAUCCAGUUUAACGCGAGAGAUGAUAAGGUCAUCUGCCUCAGCAGUGCCGUCAUGGAUGCGCUCGGCAAGAAAGCGCAAGCCUUGAAGGUGUUAGACACGCAGCUCGGGGACUUCGGCUGGGGUGAGCAGCUGGGCUUGACCCUAACCAAGCGCACGCCGGGCAUGCUCUCGUGCUAUGACGGCAAGACCGUUCCUGACGCUCAGUAUGGCUUCCAUGUUGACAACCCAUACCUGACAAACAUGGGCGUCCCAGAUGACGGCAGGAGGUUAACGCUUGUCUACUACAUUGCCGACGGGCCGUGGAAUGUCGAACAGGCGGCGGUUGAUCUUCCUGAGAAGUUCGAGGUGUGCCUCUCGGAUCCCAGAAGGGCUCCGAGCUCCACUGCCGAGGCCUUGACUCACGACCUCUUCACGGUUGCCCCAGAGGGGGACACACUGGUCGCCUUCUUCUCGCACACCAUGUUCCAUGCAGUGCUGCCGGUGAGUGGGAGGAAGCCGCGCUUCGCCCUCUCCACCUGGUUUAUGGGGUGCUGA